This is a messenger RNA of Symbiodinium sp. CCMP2456, 1377 nucleotides long. The record is from the annotation of a GenBank genome assembly. NCBI's taxonomy places the organism in Eukaryota, Dinophyceae, Suessiales, Symbiodiniaceae.
GACAGUGUCCUGGACCGCCUUCAAAAAUCCGACGAAGCCCGCGGCUAUCACAUCAACUUGACAUGGCUAGACUUCAAGGUGCCAGACGAUUUGACCAUGGCCCAAGUGGACAAGUUUGGGGAGGAGGUCUUCAGCAAGGUUCCGGAGACCUGGCCGUUGCACCUGAAUGUGCCGGUGGCAUGCUUCUCCAAGACGGACAUGGCUCCGAAGCACACCUGGCAGCCCUUCGCUUUGCACUUGUGUCUGGCAGCCUUCUGGAGAAGCUUCGCUAAGGCGAAGCUGCACACACCGGACUUGGUGCCGAAGUUCAUGAAGCUCGCCCGUUCCGCUGUCUGCGACUUCAAGUACUUCAGCGACAGCAGUGCAACUGCACUGCUCUGUGCCGAGGCUUCUGUGGGCGAGACUUUCGAGUUGCUGGCCGAAUACUUCGGCAACAACACCCUGCGACUUCUCAAGCUCGUCCGUCAGGUGCAACGGACGUUGCCCAAGACACAGAGGGAGGCUACCGACAUCUGUGCCUUCCUCAACAAAAACGUGCAUUGGCAUUUGAGUCGCAGAUCACCUCAGCCGGAGACCAUCAACAACUUGAUCACGAUCGCCAACAUGACUGAGAAAGCCCCUCAAGCCAGGGCAGCAUUUGGCAAGAUGAACACCUUCGAGCAUACCAGCAAGCUCUUGGCGAUUGCCCAGAAGACCGCGACUGGUGCUGAGUUUGGCUGGGUCGUGGCAGGCAUCUACAGCGAGAUGCUGAGGUCGGACACGGCCGAUGGUGAUGAUGUCAACCUGACCCUGGGACUGCCGGAUUUCAUGCUCAGAGCAAUGAACUUUCUGCAAGGGUGCAUGGUUGGGAAGCACAAUGAAACUUUGAAGGGCUCUCUGGCUGGAUCCAUGGGCCCACUGCAGGUGGAAUCUUUUCUGGAGGCCGGCUCUGUCAAGUCCGUCUGGAGUGAGAUCGAGAGCAGCCUGGCGAAGGCCAAUGGGGAGCCAGAAGAGCGAACUCCCGCGACCGAGCAGGAGAAGAGCAAGGCGGAGCAGGCAAAGCAGAAGCAGCAGGAGAAGCAGGAUACCCUGAAGGUUCUUCAGGCGGACGCCCUGGAGGAGGCGGAGCGUCUCCACGACCAAAGGUCCGUCCUCCUGGUGCCCGAUACGGACCACCCCGUCUCUGCUUUGCUGGACGGCCAGACGUUGGUGAAGCUGGGAAACCGCAUGUUGGGCUUCUUCGACUGUAAAAAUCACGGGCUAGCUCGUGUGUAUGCUGGACAGAACUGCUUCCAGAGGGUUCCCGCCAUCAGCAGUGACGAUUUCGAGACCUUUCUGAAGACCUGGCUCCGGGUGCACACCAAGAGUCAGGACUUCGUGUUUGUGCUCACUGGCAAG